This is a messenger RNA of Lepisosteus oculatus (spotted gar), 2766 nucleotides long. NCBI's taxonomy places the organism in Eukaryota, Metazoa, Chordata, Actinopteri, Semionotiformes, Lepisosteidae. The record is from RefSeq and is a predicted model, not a curated record.
CGGGCUCCUCCCCCCGGCACACCGACGCCAGCACCAGCCCGGAGAACAGCCCCGCCUCCCCGGGGCGGCACGGGCCCGGGUACAGGCACGACACGGGACAGCCCCAGGGGUCCGGCACCAGCCCCGAGCUGAGCCCCCGCUCGCCCGGGCACCACACCCGGGGAAGCAGCCGUCCCGAGAGGAGCUGGGCGCCCCAGCACGGGCGCGCCCGCCAGCCCCCUUCCCAUCAUGCCCAGCAGGGCCACCAGCGGAGCCGGCGGGACGCCCCGUCCGAGGCCCCCGGGCACGGCUCCCGGGAGUCCCAGUCCAGCAAGUCUGACUCCUCCCGGAACCGGGACAAUACCUCGACCGCCAGCCCCAGCCCGGAGCGCUGCGAGAGGCAUGGCGGCACCGAACCGGGGGGCCCGUGGACCUGCGCCGCUGCUUACAAGGAGGGGACGUCGGAGGCCGACAGGGUUCAUUUCCUGCAGGAGCAGAACGAGGAGCUCCACCACAGCCUGGUAAAGACCACAGUCCGCAUGGAGGUGAUGGGGUCAGAGCUCAAGAGCAGCCACCAGCAGCUGGAGACAGAGCUGCAGAGGACCAGGGAGGAGCUGGAGCGCCUGAGGGAGAACUUCAGGAGGCUUCAGGACAGCUACACCAGCUCCCUGCAGACCAACGUCGCCCUGGAGCAGAAACUCCGCUCGGUGGUGCCCACUCUGCUGCAGGGAGUCUUGGAGAAACACUUCCAAACGGACUGGGCCGCCGACCAAUCUCUGCUGCCCAUCCCCGCCGUCACGCCCCCUCCUGCCCAGUUCAUGGACGACAUCCAAUCAGAGAACGGCCGUGGGGCCGGUGACCAGUCACUGAGCAGGAUGCGACCCGUCCUGGAGGAGGAGGGCGAAUCGGACUGGUCCGAGAAGGAGGAGGGCGGGAGGGGGCGGGGCUUGGGAGGUCAGCACGGGGUCAGGGCCUUCGUGCCCUGGAGGCAGGUGGAGGAGCGAGGGAGGGAGAGGGGUGGGAGCAGAGAGGGAGAGGGGGGAGACUCCGAGGAGACGGGGAGCGAGUCCGGGCCGGAGGAGGUCGGGAGGCUCCCCCACACGCUGCAGGUGCCCCACGUCCAGUUCGUUGUGCCCACGCCCGACGCCGGCCUCCAGACCCGCUUCCAGAAAUUUCCCCCGCUCCCUCUCCGGGCGGGCGCCCCGGCGUCUCCGAUCCGGAUCCUCUCCAGGAGCCUGGAAGAGAUCCGCCCGGCUGGCCCCUGGAACCCGGCGCCGAGCCCCCCCCACCACCUGGCGGACGACUCGGACGAGGAUGUGGCCCGCCCCCGGAAAAGGGGGGGCGCCCAGAUCCAGGGGGAGAAGGCCCCGGGAGCGGGGUCGGUGAGCUACCAGCCCCCCCAGGGGAUCCUGGACCAUUUCUUCCAGCAGCUGCGGCCGGACAGGGCGGGGGAGGCCGGGGAGACGUCAGGGGGCGCGGGCUGGGCCGCGGGGGCCUCCCGGGAGACGACACCAAGGGGGGGGGCCGUGAACGGGGAGAGGGGACCCCAGAGGGGCCCCCCGGAGAGAUCCCUUUGAGGUGGCGCGGGGCUAAAACCGCCAAGCGCAGUCUCCCAGCAUGCCGAGCGGCUGACCCUGCCAACGCUGGCUCCCCAUCCCUCGUUUUCCAGAAUCCCGGAAAGGGACGCGUUUCCCGACCAAGCCCACGGAGCGUUUUCUUCCUCCUCGAGAUUCCCCCUCGCCUCGAAGUUCAACCCCCGCGGCCCGUCGCGUAGUCUGUAAAAAAACGUCGACACUGUGGAGCGUUUCUGUUAGGUCUGUGUCCUUUUGGGGUCUCAGUAGUAGAAUUUUAUUUUAUCUAAAUAUCUCUCUAAUAUUUAAUAACAAGUCCCGUAGCAUUCUCCUAGCAAAGCUUGUGGUCACUCAUGCCUGACUUAUUCCAUUGGCGCCUGUAAAGCUGGGGUUGAGAUUUCCUAUGAACGCCUCAAAUUUGAAUCACCUCUCAGGUGGGCACCCACGUUUCCCAACAGUACGCUGGCAUUGCACACAUUCCUGUGUGUGUGGGGGGGGGGGGUUACAUCCAACAGCUUGAAUUUUUGCCUCUCUAGUCUGAUCUCUCUUAGGAUCUCCAUGGCGACGACCCCUCACCUUCCCAGCGUACCUUUCCCGUCCAAGACCGGAUUAGCCCACGACAAACGGGACGUCGGGUCACCCCGCCCUUUACAAACGGCUGUGGGAGAUCCCACAACCAACGGUGCAGAUGUCAAGGGCCGGGUGUUUCGAUCGCUUGAUCGCGUCGGUCCGCGCGCGCGGAUCCGGUUCUUGACGAGGUGGGACGCGAGGACGGGGACCGCCACAGAACCAGCGGACAAGAGACAGGAAGGGCACAGCAGGGCCCUGUGACAAGACAGACUGGUCAGCCAGCUGCUUGAUCGCCGGCAUCUGUGAGGCAGGAACCUGCUUUGUCUGAGUCGACGAGCUCUGUGCUGCGCGCUAAUGUGUACCAGGUGUGAGGAGAGGUGUAUAGAGGGUGAGGAAUGUGUGCUUGUGGGGUGAUCUGUGUGGGGAAUAUAGUUUCGUGUGCAAGUUAGACCCUUUAGUAAGUGUGCUGUAUUUUUCGUACUUGCUUUGCUUGACUUGUGUUUAAGGAACUGGAGUUCUAAUCUGUUUCCUUUGUUUGAGGACCCAGACAAGACUGUAGAUGAUUGUUUUUUUUGGGGGGAGGGGGGAUUGUUACGUUACUGCAUGGAGCCAGACCUGUGAAUCUUCCCGAUAAUAAAACCUCAGA